This is a messenger RNA of Columba livia (rock pigeon), 1749 nucleotides long. It is a transcript of the gene CCDC43, whose product is annotated as coiled-coil domain containing 43. The coding region runs from base 39 to 689 and encodes 216 amino acids. NCBI's taxonomy places the organism in Eukaryota, Metazoa, Chordata, Aves, Columbiformes, Columbidae. The transcript has 5 exons. The record is from RefSeq and is a predicted model, not a curated record.
CCGUGCGCACGCGCGGUGGCGGCGGCCGCGGGUCCAAGAUGGCGGCGCCCGGCGGGCAGGCGGCGGGGGGCGCGUUCGCGGCCUGGCUGGCGGGGCGGCUGGACGCGCUGGGCCUGGACCGCGCCGUGUACGGGGCGUACAUCGAGGGGCUGCUCCGCGGGGAGGAGAGCGACGAGGAGCGGCUGGAGGCGCUCCGGGGCGUCCUGGCCGCCUGCCUGGAAGAAGAUCUCCUGAGCGAUGUGUGCAGGGAGCUGGUCGAGAAGUGGUCUGAGUCUCAGGUUGUUGACGCCGUGGAGAAGAAAGAAGACGAGAUCCAGGCGCUCACCAGCGUGAUGGAGAAGCAGGCGCGCAUCGUGGUGAAGCCCAGGGAGGUGUCCCAGGAGGAGAAGCAGAGGAAAGCCGCCCUCCUGGCCCAGUACGCCAACGUGACGGAUGAGGAGGACGGUGAGGAUGAACAGGAUGGAUCGACAGCGACAGCAGUGAAUAUUGGAUCAGAGAAAUCGCUGUUCCGCAACACCAACGUGGAGGACGUGCUGAACGCCAGGAAGCUGGAGCGGGAGCUGCUGCGAGACGAGUUCCAGAAGAAGAAAGAGCAAGACAAACUGCAGCGCGAGAAGGACAAGCUGGCCAAGCAGGAGCGGAAGGAGAAGGAGAAGAAAAGGACACAAAAAGGCGAGCGGAAGCGAUAGCUGGGGUUUCCAGCUGGACUCUGGAGGGGUAAAAUUAAUUAUGAAUAUGGUGUGUGUUUAAAAAGCAGCAGAAAUUCUGGGCACGUGGCUGGCGAGUGGCGUUUCCUUUGUUUUGUUUUUUUAUUUAACAUAGCAGAAAAGAAAUUGCAAGCACCUCCUAAACCCGAACGUGCCAUGUGCUUGUGCUGUCAUGUCCCAGUCGGUUAUUGUGGCCAAUGUCUGUACCAAAGAACGGUGAAGUGAUUCUGUCCGUGUUUUAAAAAUUGAUGGAUUUUUACUUCUAACCACUUGAAGCAGAACGACACGUAGGAGGGAGGCUCCGCGCUGGCUGCAUCCUUGGUUUGCAGCAACAGCGAGUUACGAUUCGAGAACAGCAGAGCCCCUUUCUGAGGUGUAACUAAGAACAUGCUGCUAUGGGGUGAAUGUGAAUUUAUUUACACUAGCCUUGAAAAAUGUAUUUGCAAAUAGCUGUGUUUUUGCUGCCAAGAACAAGGCUCCGUCUUGGUUCUGGCUGAGCCGAGGGCGCCGGGUUGGAGCUGAUCUCAGUUAAGUGCUGUUGUGCAGCAGGAGAAAGGAAACGCUAUGAAAUAUAGAUGAGUUGCAGCUCCGAGACUGCGUCACCCACGGGCUCUCGCAAGGGAAACGUCGCGUUGGUUUGAGCAUCAGCCGCAGCGGUAGCGAAAUGGUCGAGUCCUUAAUGCUGUUUUCAGACUCGGUGCCGGUGGCUGGGCAACGGUGCUCCCCAUGUUCCGGGUGGGUCUGUGCUGACUGUUACUCUCCAGCAGUUGCCGGGGUUGGGUGCGUUAGUGGCCACAGCGGUCGCUCUCACCCGAAUGCUGCUCUCGCCCCAAAGCGCUCGGUACCUGCUGCUUCCAGCCUUUUCUGUGACACUAAAUUCCGUAACCUGCGCGUGAAGGAGGAGCCGCCGUGCUUCCCCCCGCGCUGCUGUGUGUUCUCCGCAGCUCCUGGUCGAGGGGCUGCCUCCUGCUCAGCUGCUGCUGCCAGCGUGUGUCGCAGUGCUUUAGCUCCGGAUUGAAUAAUAAAACUGGUUGGCCAAGAA